Messenger RNA from Selaginella moellendorffii, 1782 nucleotides. RefSeq names its product pentatricopeptide repeat-containing protein At4g02750-like. Gene Ontology annotation, biological process: RNA modification. The coding region runs from base 1 to 1782 and encodes 593 amino acids. The record is from RefSeq and is a predicted model, not a curated record. The transcript has a single exon. NCBI's taxonomy places the organism in Eukaryota, Viridiplantae, Streptophyta, Lycopodiopsida, Selaginellales, Selaginellaceae. Gene Ontology annotation, molecular function: protein binding; RNA binding.
AUGAACAGGGCGAUCGAGACGCUUUCUCGUCUCUGCCGCGAGGCCAGGGAUUUGGCUCACGCCAGGAGGAUCCACGAGCGGAUCCUGGAGACCAGCUACUGGCCGAAUCGAUACCUCUCCAACAUGAUCGUUUACAUGUAUGGCAAAUGUGGGAGCUUGGGCGAUGCCGAGGCCGUCUACGCCGCGAAUCCAGACCCCAAUGUCUUCUCCUCCAACAUCCUCUUGCAGGCAUUCUCCGAGGCAGCGCAAUUCGAGGCCUGCGCGGCCUUCUUCUUCCGCGGGAUGCCACACAGGGACAUUGUCUCGUGGAAUUCGAUCCUCCAGGCCUUCGCCCAGCAGGAGCUCAUGGACGAUUCGCGGAAGAUUUUCGAGAGAAUGCCGUACUGGAGCAUCUUCUCCUUCACUACUAUCGUCUCGGGAUUCGCCCAGGUGGGAUCCCUCGACCACGCGAUGCGAGCGUUCCAUUCCAUCCCCGAGAAGAGCGCCGUGUCGUGGAACGCUGUGAUAAAUGGCUACUCACAGGUCGGCCAGCAACACACUGCCCGAGCUUUGUUCGAUCAAUCCCCGGCUAGAAACGAUCUGACGUGGACUUUUUUGAUAGCCGGAUAUGCCCAGAAUGGGCAUAUGGAGCAGGCAGUAGUGAUGUUUGCUUUGAUGCCUUUGAUAAAUCUAAUCUCUUGCAAUAUAAUGCUUGUUGGUUUUGGUAGUAAUGGUUUGUUAGCACAAGCUCUAGAUCUCUUUUCUGGAAUGCCUUCUAUAGAUUCUUAUUCUUGGGGUUCUUUAAUAUCAGCAUAUGCCCGGAAUGGGUAUCUAGAUGAUGCGAUAAACAUGCUAGAGAGAUUUUACACCGAAGAUCCCAGUGCUUGGAACACACUUAUAGGCGCGUACUCACAAAAGGAAGACUUAGUCUCGGCAUCAUUUGUCUUUAAGAAUACUCCCCACAGAAAUCUGUGCUCGUGGAAUGCUAUUGUACAAGCUUAUGCCUCAAAUGGGCAUUUUGACACCGCGAACCAUCUCUUUGAAAGAAUGCCUGGAAGAAGCGCCGUGACUUACACCGACCUGUUACUACGUUUUGGCACCAAUGGAAAGCUCGUCGAAUCGAAGCGGUUGUUUGAUGAGAUGCCUCAUCGAACUCCAGUCUCGUGGAAUUGCAUGCUCAUGGCUUACGCUCAGAAUGAAUGCCUGGACAGGGCCAAGCAAACCUUCGACAAGGCAGCCCAGCACGACGUGGUUACCUGGUCGUCCAUGGUGCAAACUUACGCUUACCACGGUAGGCUAGACGAGGCAGCCAAUCUCUUCGAGGUAGCCCCCGAGACCAACACGGUAACUUGGUCGACCAUGGUGGCGGCCUUUUCCUACAGUGGCUCCCAAGCAAAGAGAGGAUUGGAGCUUUACCACAGAAUGGAGCUCCAGGGGCUGGUUCCCGACGAGGUAACUCUGAUGGCCGUGCUCGUCGCUUGUAGCAACUCGGGCACGAUGAAACGAGUCGGGGAUUACGUGAUAAGCUUUGGCGAGCGCGGGAUUUAUCCCGGAGUGGAGCAAUUCUGCUGCAUUGCGGACGGUUUCGCGAAGAUGGGAUUGCUGGACAAGGCCGAGGAUCUCAUCGACGCGAUGCCGUUUGAGCCAUUCCCUGGUGCGUACACGAGCUUGAUUAGCUCGUGCAAGAUGCAUGGGGAGCACGAGAGAGGAGCCCGCGCCAUGGAAAAGUUGGCGAGCUUGGAAGCUUGUUCCUCAUCGGGGCCGUACGUUUUGCUAGCGGACAUCUUCAGAAGCAAAGAGUAG